Messenger RNA from Musca domestica (house fly), 1759 nucleotides. Its product is annotated as ras-related and estrogen-regulated growth inhibitor. The record is from RefSeq and is a predicted model, not a curated record. Lineage: Eukaryota; Metazoa; Arthropoda; Insecta; Diptera; Muscidae. The transcript has 4 exons. Gene Ontology annotation, molecular function: GTPase activity; GTP binding. The coding region runs from base 628 to 1599 and encodes 323 amino acids.
UUGUUGUUCGAUUAUUGUGUUGCGAACAACGGAGCAAGACAAACGCCUCUUGUUGAUGUUUCUGCCUCAAAGGUUGGUUGGCUGGCUGCCUGCCGGGUUGGUAGUCUGCUGACUGUUUUGCUAUUUUACGGUAACUACCAUCAGUCGCAUUUCGAUGGUCGGUCGGUCGGUCGAUUGGUUGAUGUGCUGUUGUUGUUGGCUUGUUUUGUCUUCUCUUGUCUGUCGUGUUUAUAUAAACAAAAGCGAUGAUUUAUUUAAUGUUAAUCGUUAACAAGCGCCUUCAACAAACGGAAGACAAUACUCUCUCACGCAUCGAGGUUGUAAUUUUGCAAAAUAGUUACAGAAGCAGCAACCUUUCGGCAAAAUAACUAAACAAACGAAACGAGAGCAGAGAAAUAAAUCAUUUAUGUUUCGGUAUUAUUAAAAUAUAAAGCUUUUGACAUGAAAUUUGAGGCGCGAAAAUGAUGACUGUGGCAAAUCAACAAGUGAAUUAAACAAAAAAAAAAUAAUAAUAAUAACAUUUGAAUAUAGGCUAAACGAGAGAAGAAAGAAAGAAAUCGAAAACCAAUCAAACAAAUAUCAAAAGAAAAUAUUUGUGCAAAUGUGUUUUAGCAUCCAUCCUGUCCAAUGAAUACAACAUCGCCGAAAUCGUCGUUGGCUAAACUUGGUAUUCAUACCAAACAGAAAUCGCUGAAGGUCAUGGUUUUGGGUCAAAGUGGAGUGGGCAAAACCGCCAUGGUUGUACGUUUCAUAACCCGCCGUUAUAUUGGAGAAUACGAUCCGAAUUUGGAGAAAGUUUACACAUUCAACACGACCUUAGAUAAUGAUUAUGUACAAUUCGAUAUCCUGGAUGCUACGGGACAACAAAAUGAAAACGAUUGCAGUAACUUGGAAUCGAACAUACGCUGGGCUGAUGCCUUCAUUUUGAUGUACUCCGUCACCGACAAGUGCAGUUUCGAUGAAUGCAAUCGGCUGAAGUUUCUCAUCAACUACAACAAGAAGCGGCGUAAAUUGGGCUCAAACAACAAAGACUAUAUGUCGGAUGUUCCGGUGAUAUUGGUGGGCAAUAAAAACGAUCAAACUGGCGACCGCAUGGUCAGUGUAGAGGAGGGUCAAAGAAGAUUUCGUGAAUUAUCCUGUGCCUGCUUCCAUGAGAUCUCGGUUAGGGAAAGUGUCGAUCAGGUGCAAGAUGUAUUUCGAGAUGUAUUCCGGUUUUGGCGUGUAUCCAGUAAAAAUCCCAAACUCAAACGUUCCACAAGUGAUGUUCAAAACGAGGCCAUUAGUCCCGAUUCCGGUUGUUCAUUUUAUGAGACAGCUUCGCUGGCCAAUGAAACAAGACGUUCCUUUUUGGUUAUCGGCAGUGCCUGCCUGGAGGAAAAUGACCAUUCCGAAUCGAAUGAUGACAUGAGAUCGAGUAGCUUGAAUAGUUCGCACAGUGAACUGGAGACACCAUUCCGUAGCCGGGCCUCAACCGAUGGCACUUUAUUGUCGAGACCUCGUCGCUGGCGCUAUCCACCACCAGGUUGUCUUCUACCCCACACAAAUCGUGUUGAACGCCGCAUGAGCAUCUCGACCCGGGGAAGUAAUGCCAGCUACUAAAUUAGCUAUCAACUGUGUAAUUGUCACCAAUGAAAACUGACUGUGUAAAUAGCUUAGGACAAAUUUGUAUUUUAUAUGUAUUUAUUUAUAUAUUGUACCAAAAGAAAAUUUAAAAAAAAACAGUGCAAAGAUAUACAGACCAACAACUACAUGAGUGUGA